AAGAAACGCACAUUGCGAGCCUCUGUGUUCCGGAACCUCGGUUUGGGUGGGGUGGAGUGUGUGCGUGGGGGAGUUUGGUGCUGUUCCUAGGUGUGGUGCCCGUGUGUGAGCCAGCGUCGUGCGUGUUUCUGAUUGUUCCUCCGUGCCUCCAACCAUCGGUGCCAUUAGAUGCUGCCGUCGCUCGGAACCAACACCCCAACGACAGUGUACGGUGCACGGUGACGAUGACACGAUAUUGGUGCGGACGCGCACAUUACUGCAGUGGGAAUCACAAUCGGAAGCGAACGGUGUUGCUCUGUGUGUGGCUAGGUGACGACGAAGAGUAGGCGCUGUCCUCUGUGCUUUCGCGGUCCGCGGUGCAUCGGGCUACAUCAGCAGCGUUAGUUUGCUGUGGGUUGUGUGUUUUCGAUCACACUCAACAUAAUACAUUCGGGAUAGAGCUUUGCGUGCGUGACUCAUGCGGUUUUCGCCCGUGUCACGGACGGUUGCAGUAAGCCCGAGGAACAAUGGUGUUGCGACGCGAGCCGACCCAGGAGCGCAGGCGGUCAACAAUUUGUGGUUAGGUAUGUGAGGUACAAUAUUUUGUCACACCGUCAGCACCGUUGCUUGCGCAGCCAAACAGAGACUGGGGAGAAACAAUGCUAUCGUUGUAAUAAGCCGCGGGACAAUUUGUCUCCUCGGCCCUUGGAGUGGGUCACACGUUCGCGCACCGAUAUGCAUCGACCGUUAAACAGCGUAUGUGUGUCGGUCUGUUCUAUUGUCACGCUAAUUGCCAGGUGUGAUACGAAGACAAUGGAGAAGGUUUUUUUUUUUUUUUUUUUUUUUUUUUUUUGGGUUUUGCCAUCAGUUCGUGAUUACAAGUCAAAGUGAUAGCACGUUAAACACAAACAAACCAGUGAAUAGCUCCAAGAAGAAGGCGAAACAGAAUGGCCGCGAAACAAAACGCUACUUUUCGGGUAGAUUUUUCACAGAUACCGAAAAAGCCAUCCAGGGCUGAAGCGAUUAAAUUUCUAAUAAAUGUAUUAAAGUUGGAAACAGAUAAACUAGAGAAGGUGCAGGUCUUAAAUAUGGCACCCAUUAUUAGCGUGGAAAUGAAAGAUCCAAUCCAUGCUAGGCAAUUUGUGGAAGCCCAUGAUGGGAAACAUGGCAUUUUGUGCGAUGGUACCGAGUUCAACGUCCCCAUCAAAAUGGAGGACAAUACGCAAGUGGUGAAAAUCCUUGAUGUGUCGGCUAACAUUUCUAACGCAGAAAUAAAAGAAAUCCUCGCGGCUUAUGGAAAACCCGAGGAAGUACUUAAUACAUAUUGGGAAGCCCCGUCCCCAUUCGCCGGAAUAAAAGACGGCAACCGUUCAACAAAUAUGAAAAUCGAAAAACCAAUCCCGUCAUUCCUGACAAUAAAGGGGGAAAUAAUUAAAAUCCUCUAUAGAGGACAGAAAGCGACAUGUCAAUACUGUGACCAACCAGUGCACUACGGUGUCACAUGCACCCAAAACAGAAAAAACACCUACAACACAUAUAACAAAACAAGUGUCAACAACCGACUUUUCGCAGAGGUCGCACAACAAGGGACAAAAAACCAAAACACAAAAAUAGGACCGACCACAUACAAGCCUCAUACUAGUGAAGCACCAGAAAAGAGUAGCGUCUACAAUAACAACCAAAAUCCAUCAACCAGCAGAAACAAUAGUACAGAAACCUUAUCCAUGACAAGAGUGGACUAUAACAAAAUUGAUGAUUUAGACAAAACCGUUACCGGAAAACGACUGGUUAUGGAUGAUAUAAUUUCCUCCGACACCGACACAACUGAUCACGAAAGACAAAUUAACCGAACAAGGAAAGCCCGUAAAUCGUCAAACUAAAUAAAUACAAAUAUAUAUAUACAUAAAAACAAAUACAAAUUGAAAUAAAAUGGCCAGAAAUAUUUCCAUACUUCAAACAAACAUAAAUAGCUUACCCAAAAACAAAGAAGAACUUGAAAGAAUAAUGAACGCUCAAAACAUCACGGCAGCAUGCAUAAUGGAAACAUGGUUGAACAAAGAUACAGAAAAAAAGGCACAAAUUUCAAAUUACAAUCUUAUUACAAACCAUAGAGAAGAUGGAUACGGUGGAACUGCGAUCUAUCUUAGAAAUGACAUCAAAUACAAAACUAAACAAAGACAAUACGACAAUGAAAUACAAAUCACAGAACUGACAAUAAGCCAAAACGAAAUAAACAUAAUAUCAAUUUACGCAUCCCCUACCACAAACUGCAACAAACUGAAAUCAAUUAUUGAAAACAUACUAAAUGAUCCACAUACAACAACAAAAACAGUGAUAGCAGCUGACCUUAAUGCCCACCAUUCGGUAUGGGGAAACCCAUACAACGACCGAAAAGGUAAAAUGUUGAUCGAUGAAAUCGAAGAAUCUAAAUUCGUUCUACUACACGAAAACGAAAUAACUUUCGUACCAACAGACCCCAAUAAAAGAGCCACAGCAAUAGACCUUACCAUAAUAACAGAAAACUUAAUAGACAAAUGCAAAAGGGAAGUACUAGAACACCACAUGGGGGCAACUCACCACAAAACAAUCAUCACGACAAUACAAGAAAAUAUAACCCCCAUAAAAAUAAAACGAAUCAAUAAAAAUAA
This is a messenger RNA of Anopheles merus, 2627 nucleotides long. RefSeq lists its product as uncharacterized. The record is from RefSeq and is a predicted model, not a curated record. The transcript has 2 exons. The coding region runs from base 927 to 1859 and encodes 310 amino acids. Lineage: Eukaryota; Metazoa; Arthropoda; Insecta; Diptera; Culicidae.